This is a messenger RNA of Pelagomonas calceolata, 1901 nucleotides long. The record is from the annotation of a GenBank genome assembly. Lineage: Eukaryota; Pelagophyceae; Pelagomonadales; Pelagomonadaceae.
AUGCUGCGACGCAUCGCUGCGCUCAUACUCAUCUGCAGCCAUGCCAGUGCACUGCGGCCGACGCGGCGCCAGGCGCUAAAGGGCACGGCAGGCUCCACAGUCAUGCUCAAUUUUUUACCAGGAGCUGCGCGAGCCGCCGCGAAGGGCCUCGGUUUGCCUACAAAGGAAACCAACGACGUCGUCAGCACCGUGGACGGCAUCCGCCGCAAACGACUGGGCAACUCGGACAUCGCCGUCAGCGAGCUCGCACUUGGGACGCAGCGCUGGGGCGGCGCCGACUUCAAUAGUCCGGACGAGGAGUUGUGCCAUCAGCUGUUGGAUCGGGGCGUGCUCGAGGGUGGCAUCAACCUAAUUGACACGGCGGAGCAGUACCCGAUCCCCUCGGACCGCUCUAGACCGGAGGGCGCGACGGAGGAGAUCAUCGGCCGAUGGCUCAAGAAAGGCACCGGCCGACGAAACAAAGUAGUGCUGGCCUCAAAAAUCACCGGCGGCCGCAACAUCAACAAGCGUAGCAUCCGAGAGGACUGCGAGGGCUCUCUGAAAAGAUUAGGUGUGGACACGUUAGAUGUCUACUUAUUACACUGGCCGGCGCGCUACACGCCGCAAAGCAACUGGGGCGCGCCGCCGCGUCGAAGCCGUCGACGCCACGCCAUCGACGCGACCCCCACGUAGGUCAAUCGCUGGAGUACGACUGGGAUUUAGGAGCGAUCACGGUGCCGUCGGCCGCGAGUUUCCGGGAAAUCGUGAGUGCCAUGGGCGAGCUGAUCAGAGAGGGUCCGCGCCGGUGCCGCUACAGACAAUUUACGGGGGACUGUCGCGUCGAUGGCGUACCGCACAGGCAAAAUCAGAGGCUACGGCGCCUGCAACGACAACGCCGUGGGUCUCAUGGGUCGCGCGCCAGUGCAGAAGUCAUCGCGUCGGCCUCCACGCCGUCGACGCUCAUCGCACACAGGCAUGUACGGCGCCGCGCGCGAGCUCGGCGUGCCCGGGCCGCUCUGCAUGCAGAACGACUACUCGAUCGUGAAUAGAAGGGUCGAGGAGAACGGCCUCUCGGAGGCGUCGUCGCCGGCGAUCGCGAACGCUGGAUUCAUGGCGUACAACGUGCUCGCGGGCGGCAUGCUGACGGGCAAGUACGGGCUUGCGCCCGGCGACGGCGUCGCGCCCGCGGCCGUCGACGACGGCGACCGCGCCCGGGCCAAGAGGUAUGCGGAAGCACCUAGGGGCCGGAUGGACACGCGGGGCUGGGGCCUGACAUUGGGACGAUACCGCACGACCGCGAUGCGGAGCGCGGCUGCGCAGUACACCAAACUAGCGAAGGAGUACGGAAUCAAGGGCGGUCCCGCGCGGCGUCCUGCUCCAAGGUCUGGACUCACGCCCGACGCCAUCGACGCGCCACCGAGUCGCAUCCGCGCGCAGGCCUGACCGAGCUGUCCUUCCGCUUCGUCGCCGGGCGGAAAGCGGUGACGUCGUCGCUCGUCGGCCACACGUCCCUCGCCCAGCUCGACGCGUCCAUCGACGCCUACCGGAAGGCGGCGAAGGGCCCGCUCCCGGACCAGCUUCUGUGGGACAUCGACCGCGUGCAUCUACAAAAUAGGUUGCCGCUCUUCGCGAACGACGAGGCCGGCAAGGAUUGGAGAAAUGAGGGCUUCAUCGGGGAGCGCAUUCCAUGACGAUCGCUUGAUACUGCCUUCCCGUACGCCAUCGACGCGGCAUCGCGGCGAUGGCGUGGUGGGAUAGAUUACGCCAGUCUGGCUCUACACCACCUCCACGCCAUCGAGGCGACUCGCGCUCGCGUGGACGCCACCAGCGGGCGUGUUUGUUUAAGUUAUAGGUCACCUUACAGCAACCUAACAGCGGCACGCGCCCUUACCUCUCGGAUCGUUGAGCGCGCUCCACCGAAU